AACUAAUAUGCUCGUCCUGCAUUAAAAAUAACUGCAGUCACAAUGAGGAGGGGACAGGAAGUAGGCGGGACUCCACGCUUGUCUUUAUGAGUCUCGACUACAGAGACUCUGACAGUGAAGUUUGUGACAGCAGGAGACAAAGAAGAAGAGAAAGAAUCAUGAUGGCUGAAUUCAGAUUAUUUAAAAUUUGCCUGUUUUUCAUGCUUCCAUUUACAGCAGUAACUCAACAGCAUACUGAAUUACGUGCUGAAGUUGGAGGCGAAGUCACUCUGCUUUGUGAAAAUGGGAAAAAUGACCAUGAUGGAUGUUCCACGACUACGUGGCUCUUUGGUCCUUCAACAACCAAUACAGCAGUAGCUCUGUUUGAACACGGACAGAUUCACCAACAUGCUGGAUUCAAAUCACACAGGCUGAGAAUUACAGACUGUUCUCUGGUUAUAAAGGACGUCGCACAACUGCAUGAAGGUCGUUACAACUGCAGACAUUUCAGAUCAGGGCAGUUAGAUACAGACACUCAAAUUGACCUGAUCGUUACUAACAGAGAGAUCUCAACAGCAGAUGGGGCCAAAUCAACACGUGCUCCAUCAGCUACAACAGGAACAGCUGCUUUAUCGGUGACAGCUAAAUCAUCCACGACAAGCAUGACAUCACCCACAGAAAAGGAAAACAACACAAACACGGUUCAAACCAACACCAUACUGAUUAUUUUGGCUGCUGGCUUCGCGGUGCUCUUCAUAAUCAUGGCAGUCGUUGGAUGGAGGAGAACUAAAAGGGGCAAAACACAAAGGAGUGAAGAAAUUGAUCAUCCUGCAGCUGAUAUUUACACCUCCAUCAAGAAGACCAACAAAACCUGGGCUCACAAUGAACACCGUAAAAGUGAUGCACAGACCUCCGUUUCCUGCAUCAGAACCUCCAGGGAUGACGUCAUCUAUGCCAACAUUAAACGCACAUAAGAAGCCAGUGGCAUUUAUUAUACAUUGAUAAAUGAUUGCUUUGGAUUGCUUCAUAUUACUGGAAUGUAUUUCAAAUGUGAAUCAUAAAGAAUACUGAGGUUAUUUUUAAAAAUCCAACAACUAUAAUCAUCAGAUGUACAGUAUGGACUCAUUGCAGAUUUUAUGCUUUGCUAAUUGCGAGCUUUAUUCAAACUCUUUUAAUUGUUCAGUGCUAUUCAAAUAUAUUGUUGAUUUAAUAGAUUUUUAAGUUGAUUUAUUUUUUCAAUUUUUGUAUUUCAAACUCUCAGACCUCCUUAGGCCUCCAGAAGGCAGCAGCUAGGUGGUCAAAUAUGAUCUCUAUUCUUCCUUCCCUUUGUUGAUUGGUGAAAUUCAGAAUCCAUUUUAAAAUUUCAUUAAAAUAUAAAUUAACUAUUCCACUUUUUUAUUUUAAAUCCAGAGGCGACCGUACUUUUGAGGCUGUCAUGCCCAAACUUUGGAACAACUCAUCAGGUCGGCUGCUGAAAACAAAUUUUUAUAGGUUAGCUUUUCCAAAAUUUAUUUUUGGCCAUAGUUUACAUCUAAUGCAUGAAUAGAAUUGUGUUGGAAUAAAUGUAAGAUGGUAUGGUCGGCUGUGUGUCUGGAUGCUGUAUACUUGUUUUUAAUGUGUGGUUUUAUUCAAGCUGUGAAGU
Archocentrus centrarchus (flier cichlid) is the source of this 1621-nucleotide messenger RNA. RefSeq lists its product as uncharacterized. The transcript is spliced from 7 exons. The record is from RefSeq and is a predicted model, not a curated record. Lineage: Eukaryota; Metazoa; Chordata; Actinopteri; Cichliformes; Cichlidae. The coding region runs from base 87 to 953 and encodes 288 amino acids.